AUGUGGUCCAGAUGGCGAGGCUGCCGUGGCCUUGCUAAGGCAGCGCAGCAUAGCGUGCAGCUGCCCGAGUGCAUGCGCCAGCGUGAGGACACCACGGAGUGCAGCUUGGACUUGCACUUUGGCCUGGCCGGAGACACUCAGGCGCUGAAGCGGUCCGGGAAGCUGCGCGGUGCGGACCUUGCCCAAGAAGUGGCGAUGCGGCCUAACAUGGUGCGGCCGGGCACAACCUUUUCCCUGGUCCUGGACACUGAUUCCGGGCCGUCAGAGCUGGAGCCGCAACAAACGCUCUGGCAGCAAGGCUGCGGCGCCGGCGGGACCCAGGCCACGAUUUGGGCCGUGCGGAAGCCCAUUCUCGCGGCGGAGGCCUGGCGAGCUUUCAGCUCAGGGCGCGUGGCGACCCUGGGUCUAUCCACACUGCACUUUGGCGAGGACUGCGACUUCGAACCCUGUAGUCUACAGCUGCCGUCUACUUUGGAGCAACUGACAUGCCCUGGGCCGGUCUGGAACAUGUCGCAGCUCCAGAACCUGAGGAGUUUGACCUUGGACGCCAACCACAGCUUGAAGGAUUUCACGUGGCCUCGGCAGCUUGAGAUGCUGACUUUAGGCCCCAAGUACAACCAGGACCUGCGAGGUGCCGCCCUUCCCGAAAGUCUGAUGUGCCUUUUCAUAGGCGACGGCUUCAACCAGACCUUGGACGGCAUCCGCUUCCCAGCAAGACUCAAAGAGCUGUCGGUGGGGCGCCGCUUUAAUCAGACCCUGGACAGGGUGGAGCUGCCCGACGGCCUCGAGGUCUUGCACCUCGGCUACGACUUUGACCAGGACUUGUCCAGGGCAAUGCUUCCUCGUUUCCUCAAGGCGCUUUGGCUGGGCGGUCGCUUCAACCGAAGCUUGGACCAGGUGGACCUGCCGCCAGAGCUGCAGGAGUUGGUUCUGGGCCACCGCUUCAACCGCAGCCUGGAGAACGCCCAGCUGCCUCCGACUCUGAAGAAGCUGGGGUUCGGGAACCUCUACGGAGAGCGUUUGGAGAAGCUGAGUCUGGCCCCGGGUGUCUUGCAGAUCUUGGUCUGCGGCACGGGACCCAGCCAGCAGUUCGUGCCAGGGAAGCCUCUCCUGCCUUGCUGCACCGCCCUCAUCGAAGUGCAUCUCGGAGAUGCCACAAACAACAACCUGCAGGGUGUGGAGUGGCCGCCUGGACUCCUGCACCUUGAUCUGGGCGACUGCUACAAUCGCGAGCUGUUUGAUGUGGAGCUUCCCACCACCCUUCGCACCUUGACGUUUGGCAAGAAGUUCAACCAGCCCUUCGCUAGCCUGGGAGCUGCUGUGCACUUCCCAGAGAACCUUCGGCGACUGGUGCUGGGCAGUUACUUCAAUCAACGGCUACAGGGUGUGCAGUGGCCCCAGGGCCUCCAAGAGCUCGUCCUAGGAGACUGUUUCGACCAGCGCUUGAACGGCGUGCAGCUGCCUGCUGGAUUAGAGAUCCUCACCUUUGGCACGGACUUCGACCACAGCCUGGACACGCUGACCUUGCCGGCCGGCCUCAAGAAGCUAACGCUUGGCUUUGCCUUCAACCAGCCGUUGCAGAACGUCGUGUGGCCUCCGGGUUUGAAGCACUUGAAGCUGGGUGACUGUUUCAACCAGAGCUUACGAGACCUUCACCUACCUGCCCUGGAGACCCUCAGCCUUGGCGAAGACUUUGCCCAGAGCCUGGCUGAGGUGAACUUCUCGCACAAUCUUCCAAGCCUGCGGGAACUCCGCCUUGGUUCCCGCUUCCAGCAGCUCUUGGAGGGCAACGCCAAGCUACCUGAGGGUCUUUGCUGCUUGGCAGCCGGUGAUCAGGAGAUCAGCUGGCUGAGUGAGGCCGAUGCCCCUCGACCAUGA
Messenger RNA from Symbiodinium natans, 1878 nucleotides. The record is from the annotation of a GenBank genome assembly. NCBI's taxonomy places the organism in Eukaryota, Dinophyceae, Suessiales, Symbiodiniaceae.